Molecule: messenger RNA, 847 nt
Organism: Elephantulus edwardii (Cape elephant shrew)
Lineage: Eukaryota; Metazoa; Chordata; Mammalia; Macroscelidea; Macroscelididae
Gene: TMBIM6
Product: transmembrane BAX inhibitor motif containing 6
Exons: 9
Coding region: 29-739 (236 amino acids)
Biological process (GO): cellular response to unfolded protein; negative regulation of endoribonuclease activity; negative regulation of apoptotic signaling pathway
Cellular component (GO): mitochondrial membrane
Molecular function (GO): enzyme binding
Source: RefSeq, a predicted model, not a curated record
GAGGCCGUGUCCCACAGACUCUGGCACCAUGAACAUAUUUGAUCGAAAGAUCAACUUUGAUGCUCUCUUAAAAUUUUCCCACAUAACCCCCUCAACACAGCAGCACCUGAAGAAGGUCUAUGCCAGUUUUGCACUUUGCAUGUUUGUGGCGGCUGCAGGGGCCUACGUUCAUGUGGUCACUCACUUCAUUCAGGCUGGCCUGCUCUCCGCGCUGGGCUCCCUGGGGUUGAUGAUUUGGCUGAUGACAACACCUCAUAGCCAUGAAACUGAGCAAAAAAGACUGGGACUUCUUGCUGGUUUUGCUUUUCUUACAGGAGUUGGCCUGGGCCCUGCCCUGGAGUUAUGCAUUUCUAUCAACCCCAGCAUCCUUCCCACUGCUUUCAUGGGCACAGCAAUGAUCUUCACCUGCUUCACCCUGAGCGCACUCUAUGCCAGACGCCGUACCUACCUCUUCCUAGGAGGUGUCUUGAUGUCAGCUUUGAGCCUGUUGGUCUUGUCCUCCCUGGGCAACCUUUUCUUUGGAUCCAUUUGGCUCUUCCAGGCAAACUUGUAUAUGGGGCUGGUAGUGAUGUGUGGCUUCGUCCUUUUUGAUACUCAACUCAUUAUUGAAAAGGCUGAAAAUGGAGACAAGGAUUAUAUCUGGCACUGUGUUGACCUCUUCCUGGAUUUUGUUACUCUAUUCAAAAAACUCAUGAUGAUCCUGGCUAUGAAUGAGAAGGACAAGAAGAAGAAGAAGUAAAAUGACCACCCAGCCUUUCCCAACUCGACUUCUCUCCUACCACCCUUCAUUUCCUCUUUGCACACAUUACAGGUGGCGUGUUCUGUGAUAAUGAAAAGCAUCAGAAAA